This is a messenger RNA of Geodia barretti, 1593 nucleotides long. Lineage: Eukaryota; Metazoa; Porifera; Demospongiae; Tetractinellida; Geodiidae. The record is from the annotation of a GenBank genome assembly.
AUGCAUCAGGGGGCGCUGAAUACAGGCAACCAGAAUGGGGAGCCUCCUCAACCCCUUUCUGACGGCGAACGCAGGAAUACGUGGACCAAUUUCCGGUCUAAUACUGCACUCGGGGGUGUUGACCUUGGGGUAACGGCUACGGACGGAGUCGGCAGACUACUGGAAUCGGUGGAGGAAUACCUCCCGGGAGAUUCCGCAGAGCUGAUCAAGGACGCCUACCUUUUCGCGAACCGCAGCCACGAAGGGCAAAUGCGUAAGUCAGGUGAGCCUUACAUUGCCCACCCUUUGGAGAUCGCCCUUUUCCUCUCUGAACUUCGCCUGGACGAACAGACCAUAGCAGCGUCAUUGCUCCACGACGUGGUCGAAGAUUGCGGCGUGUCCCUGGACGAGCUUUCAGCAAAGUUCGGGCCUGAAAUUGCAAAGCUGGUCGACGGCGUUACCAAGCUGACCCAGCUCGACAGCCGCAUCCACGACCCCAUCAGCGCGAUGCCGUAUGGUUCAGACGACCCCGACAGCCUCUACGCCGAGAGCCUGCGCAAGAUGCUGGUCGCCAUGGCGGAGGACAUCCGAGUCGUCCUCAUCAAGCUGGCCGACCGACUGCACAACAUGCGCACCCUCGGCGCUCUGCCCCCGGACAAGCAGCGCCGCAUCGCCCAGGAGACCCUCGACAUUUACUCGCCCCUGGCGCAUCGCCUCGGCAUCUGGGAAAUCAAGUGGCAGCUUGAGGACCUUGCCUUCCGCUACCUGAACGAGGAGAAGUACCGCGAGAUUUCCCGGCUCCUCGCUGCCAGGCGGGCCGUGCGGGAAGCCUACGUCUCACAGGUAUCGGAACUGCUGCGGACCAAGUUGGAGUCCGAUGGCAUCAGGGCGGAUGUCUCUGGUCGUCCCAAGAACAUCUACAGCACAUACCGCAAGAUUCAGAAAUACGAAGCCCAGGGCAAGCAGCUGAGUGAAAUCUACGACCUCUUCGCCUUGCGCGUACUGGUCGAUCAAGAAGCCGAAUGCUAUCGCGUCCUCGGCAUAGUUCACCAACUCUGGCACCCCAUCCCCGGCCAGAUCGACGACUACAUCGCCAACCCCAAGGAGAACAUGUACCAGGCUCUGCACACGACGGUUGUGUGCGAGGGCGGCACCCACCUCGAGGUGCAGAUCAAGACCUUCGACCACCACGAGACCGCCGAGUAUGGUGUGGCGGCCCACUGGCGUUACAAGGAGGGCAACUCAAAGGACCUGCAGUUCGAAGAAAAGAUGAGCGGGCUGAGGCAGCUCCUGGAAUGGCAGCGGGACGUCACCAGCACCGCCGAGUUCAUCGAGUCGGUCAAAGAGGACAUCUUCCACGACCAGGUCAACGGCAAGCUCGUUUCGCUGGACACCCCGCUGGAAAACGGCGAUACCGUCGAAAUCAUGAACACCAAGUCCGAGCGGGGCCCCAGCCUCGACUGGCUGAACUCCAACCGUGGCUACGUCCGCUCAGCCCACGCCCGCCAGAGCAUCCGCCAGUGGUUCCGGAGGCAGGAGCGCGGCGCCAACAUCCAGCGCGGCCGCGAGAUCCUCCGUCGGGAGAUGCGGCGCCUAAAACUUCAAGUUCGAUGA